Molecule: messenger RNA, 2991 nt
Organism: Toxotes jaculatrix (banded archerfish)
Lineage: Eukaryota; Metazoa; Chordata; Actinopteri; Toxotidae
Gene: tsg101a
Product: tumor susceptibility 101a
Exons: 10
Coding region: 358-1530 (390 amino acids)
Biological process (GO): endosome to lysosome transport; protein transport; protein modification process
Cellular component (GO): ESCRT I complex
Molecular function (GO): ubiquitin binding
Source: RefSeq, a predicted model, not a curated record
GUCAGGUAUCCUGCCGGAAAUUCCUUUUGUUGAUCAGCGGAGAUUUGUUUUUCGGGCUCUUUUGAGAACUCUUAAUUAUCUGUUUUGUCUGUUUUCUAUUCCCAGGCAACUUCUUGAAUCUUGGUGCGUUACCAACAGAGACAUUACUCGUGUUGGAUUGGAGUGCCUCGUAUAGAAACCGAGUAAUUGUCUUAACUGUUGUCGGGCCCGAGGUUGGGCUAACGUUAGCCUAGCAUUCAGUGAAGUCCUGCUAGCUAGCGUUAGCUUGAGUUAGCUGUCACACCGGCUCGUCUAAAAGACAGCUGUACUCUCACUUAACUCAUUGACAAGAACAGUUAAAACAAACUUUUACAAACCAUGGCAGUUGUCAACGAAGGUGCCCUGAAGAAAAUGCUGAAGCAAUACAAGUACAGGGAUCUGACUGUUCGUGAGAUAACCAAUGUCAUCUCCCAGUACAAGGACUUGAAGCCUGUUAUGGAUGCUUAUGUGUUUAAUGAUGGCUCCACAAGAGACCUGAUGAGCUUGACAGGAACAGUCCCAGUGAGCUACAGAGGCAACGUCUACAACAUCCCAGUGUGUCUGUGGUUGCUGGACACAUAUCCCUACAACCCUCCCAUAUGUUUUGUCAAACCUACCAGUGCCAUGAUGAUCAAAACUGGCAAGCACAUUGAUGCCAAUGGCAAGAUCUACUUGCCUUAUCUGCAUGAGUGGAAGCAUCCUCAGUCAGACCUGUACGGUCUGAUUCAGGUGAUGAUUGUGGUGUUUGGAGAGGAGCCUCCUGUGUUUUCUCGUCCCACUACACAAGCCCCCUACCAAGCCUUCCAAGCAGCUGGACCCCCAAACUCUUCAUACAUGCCUGCCAUGCCUGCAGUGUCACCCUACGGCCCAAAUCCUAACCCAGGAGGCUAUCCAGGAUACCAGUACCCAGGGGGCAACUCCUACCCGGCCACUGCAGGCCCUGCACACUACCCCACCCAGACUCCAGUCUCCACAGUCGGUCAGAGCAGAGAUGGCACCAUUGGCGAGGACACCAUCCGCGCAUCUCUGAUUUCAGCAGUAAGUGACAAGCUUCGCUGGAGGAUGAAGGAGGAGAUGGACAGAGCUCAGGCUGAGCUGGACGCCCUGAAGCGAACAGAGGAAGACCUGAAGAAAGGACAUCAGAAACUAGAGGAGAUGGUCUCAAGACUGGACCAGGAAGUGACUGAGGUUGACAGGAACAUCGAGCUGCUAAAGAGAAAGGACGAGGAACUCAGUGAAGCCCUGGAGAAGAUGGAGAACCAGUCAGAGAACAAUGACAUUGAUGACGUCAUCGUGCCCACCGCUCCGCUGUACAAACAGAUCCUGAACCUGUAUGCUGAGGAGAAUGCAAUUGAGGACACUAUCUUCUACCUGGGAGAGGCCCUGCGCAGGGGUGUCAUAGACCUGGAGGUUUUCCUCAAGCAUGUACGCCUUCUGUCGAGGAAGCAGUUCCAGCUUCGUGCCCUCAUGCAGAAAGCUCGCAAGACUGCCGGCCUUAGUGACCUCUACUGACCCACACUGACUACCUGGAAGCUUUCAUAUCUUAAUUCUCUCCUCCUCUCCUUUCAUCCUCCUUUUUAUUUUAUUUCCUUUUUCAUGACUCCUUGUAUUUCGAACCGCUGCUCCUUCCUUUUUUUUUUUUUUUUUUAAACUCUAUAAAAUCUGUGACAGGAAUCUGAGCAGUAACUCUUAUGAAGAAUUGGACUGUUUUGUUCAGCACGGUGAAAUUACAACUGUGGCCACAGUUGUAGUUUGACACCUUUUGUAUUUUGAUCUGACCAAAUAUAUUUUUGAGAUCAUUAUGCAUUAACAGUCAAGACCCAGACAUGACACCCUUACUUUUGUGCCCCAAUAAAAUAAUAAUAAUAAUUAAAAAUAAAUAAAUAAAUAAACAGUCACCACGCUGUGAACCAGGUACUGUGGUUGACAGAACAACCUGCUUAGGACAUGCCAUAUUGAUAAAGGUAAGGUGUGAGCCUAUUCUGUGUAUAGUGUAUGUGAGUAUUUGUGGUGUAACUGGGCUGAUGUACAGUGAGCUAGUGCGUCGACCUGCAUGUGCUGCACUGUAGGGUGGCCCACAGGUUCUGUUAGCAGUCCCUUUGCCAGACAAAGUAAUUUUGCUAGUAAGCACAAAUUUGCUAGGGGCUAGUAGAGAGGGGCUUUGUAGAGAGCCUCAUAUGUCCACACCCCCUCAUAAUGAAAAGGUUAGGCUCUGAUAUAAAUACCCAGGGCAACCUUUCAGGAAGGACAGGAGUUCAGCCUCAGGAUUUAAUGCUGGUGUAGGACAUGUUCAUUGUCCAUGGAGUCAAAUGGGUCGCUUUUCAUGAAGUAGAAGUGAAUAUCAACACUUACCUGAAGUGUGUUUCUUCUCUGUCUUCUUUGGGUCUGUUAAUGAGCAGAGUGUGGAGUUCCCAUUCACUUGCCCGCACUACAUGUUUUUCCCUGAUCUGUGCGUGUCUUUUUACGAUAGUAUGAGUGAGGAUCUUUCACUGUGUGUCAGCUGCUCAGGUCUACCCUCCAGUCUGACUGCAUUAACUGGUCAGUCAUGUACAGUGGUUGUUUGACUCUGUACACUGUCUCUAAUUAAGGUGUGUGGCAGUCUUGACAUACUUAAUUCUAUAAGGUAUCAUAAAAGAUAUUCUGUAUUUUUAUUUACUUUUCUAUUUUCCUUGUGCUGUUGACUUACUCUCAGUCCUGCUGAGAAGUUUAGGUUUUCAGUAAAAAGUUGUGUAUAAAGCCAGAGUGUUGGAGGGUACAAAAAAAAGAACUAUUGUACUAAUCAAAAAGUUAACUUAUGUGAAGUUUGCAAAACAGGUCUCAUUUAAAUUAGCCUUUUACUAAAUGCACUUUGAAUUGUAUGAUAGAAUAUCUGCUGUUAUUUUUUUUCUUGUUUCCAAUUCAACCACCUGUUCUUUUAUAUCUGUAGAUUUAUGUAAAUCAGUACAAAUAAAAUAAAUCUGAUUUAAUGGUUAA